UAUCUGAAAAUACUUCACUAAUAGACUUAAGUGGAACAUGGUGCUGUGGAAAAACAUAUCCUAUAAUCUACUGCUGCCCUUCCGGAACUUGACGACACAAGAACGGGUCCUUCAGUGUAUCCGACUAUUCUGUGCCCUUUCCGUGGUUGCAUAUUGUUUAGCUUGUGUACUAGCACCACUAUUCAAUAAAUCAACAUAUAUUGCCAGGAUAAACUGCUCGCAAUUAGAUGUAUCACAUGGGUUUUUUCAGUUACUUAGACAAUCAGUUGCCGCAAACUCGCCUGAUUUUCUGGAUCAAGAUACUGAUGAUGAAGGAGAUUUUAACAUUGACAGCGGAAUUGCUGGUGAUACCUUUUCCAACUCGGAAAUUGCUCUUUUGAGUCAAUAUGCCAAGAAAAAAGUAGCUGGUGCACCUCAGUACAUAAUUGUGACAUUAUGGAGUUGGUGCUCUGGGAAUAAUCAAUCUACAACCCCUCCCUCUACAGAAAAUACAUCGAAAAUUAUCAACUAUAAGGAUGUUCUAACGUGUCACAAGCUGAAGGAUGUGUUUAAUUAUCUCCAAGAAUUAGAAGAUAUCGGUUUAGGUGCAAUAUUGGCGUAUGCAUAUAAUACCAAUGACUAUUCUACUAACAAAUAUUUGGAUAAAAUGGAAGCUCGCCAUACUCGUUUCAAACUUGUUAUUCCAGCUAUCGUAUUUACCUGUAUUUCGCAAUUUGUACUUUUAUUCAUGAUGUUGGUUAUAUAUACCAAUCGAGGUGGCGAACCUGAUUUAUCCAAGAUACCAUCGUGGAUUCUUCAUUGCAUGGCAUGUAUCUCAUUGGCAUCAUUUAUUAGUGUAUUUGUCUGUUCGGUGGUAAUUACAAGCUUGCUUGCCAACACUCGUCGAGAAAUAUCUGGGUCGUUGGCAUCUUUUGGGAUAACAUUCCAUUUUGGGCCUACUUGGAUAACAUUGCUCUAUCUUGGUGUUGCGUUUGCCUUGAUUUCAAUGUGUGCAUGGGUACUUCCUAUGUGGUGUGCCAAUCCUGAAGCACAUGAAGAAGAAGUGUUUAAGUUUAUCCUGCUGAAAGAAAACUUGGUUCUUGAAAAGCCAAGGAAACAAAGAAAGAACUGGAGGCUUGCAGGCAUAAGAAUCGGUACUAACCCUGAUCACGAAAAUCUCAAUUCGGAAACUCACCAUGAUACUCGUCCAGCUUUACCGGUGAAGGAACAGGAAGUGAAACAAGAGCAGGAGUUGCGGAAAUUGGGUCAAUCGAUUUCAAAAAGACCUUCUGUUAGACAGACUGUUCCUAGAUGCGUGAGAGUUAGUAAUCCGUUUGUGGCAAGUGGUGCUUAUCAAGAGGAAGUUUAUGAUGGGUAUGCUAGUUCAGGACCACCAGCUGUUGUGGAAGAUAUGGGAAGAACUGGUUCUUUAAAGAAUCCGUUUGCGGAUGAACAACCAAGUCUCAAUGGUAGACCAUUUUCUUUUUUGGCUGAUGAGGAAAUGCAACUUUUGGAUAAUCUGAUGUUUGGGAUAGAUAAAAAGGUAUAAAUGGGGGGGGGUUUUACAGAUUGAUUUUUUUUUUUUGUUUAGAUUUUAGUUUCUAAUACAUACAGUUUAU
Molecule: messenger RNA, 1598 nt
Organism: Spathaspora passalidarum NRRL Y-27907
Lineage: Eukaryota; Fungi; Ascomycota; Pichiomycetes; Serinales; Debaryomycetaceae
Gene: ECM7
Product: Ecm7p
Exons: 1
Biological process (GO): fungal-type cell wall organization
Cellular component (GO): plasma membrane; cell cortex of cell tip
Source: RefSeq, a predicted model, not a curated record